UCAGUGUGAAAUGCUAGCAAAUCUGCGUCGCCGAAAUCUUAUCAAAGUCAUCAGUUGCUGCAGUCAAAUUGAUUUCAAAGCCAUCGUAUUGAAUUACAUUCCUAAUGGGCUAGGGAGCCUCGAAAAGUGGUUGCACCAUGCGGACUUUUCUUUGAACAAUUUGUAGAGGUUGAAUAUAAUGAUGGAUAUGAAUCACCUUCAUCAGGGUUAUGAAUCACCUGAUGUACAUUAUGAUUUAAUUUGAAGCCAAGCAACAUACUACUAGAUGAUGAUAUGGUUGCAAAUGUUUCUGAUUUUGGCAUUGCAAAACUCUUAGGCGGAAGAGAUUCUAUGACUCAAACCAUGACCCUUGCGACAAUUGGAUAUAUGGCUCCAGAGUAUGGAAUGGAAGGAAUGGUUACUACAAGAGGGGAUGUGUACAGUUUUGGUAUUGUGCUUCUGGAAACAUUCACAAAAAGGAAGCCAACAGAUGAGAUGUUUGACGGGGAAGUGAGUUUAAAGAAACGGGUGGCAAAUUCACUAUUUGCAGAUGUAAUAGUUGAAGUUGUUGAUGGAAGUUACUUGGGAUUGAAGAAGAUGAGCUUUUGUCAGCAAGAGAGAGUACUUACCAACCAUUAUGAGAUUUGCUCUUGCUUGUUGUGUAGAAUCACCGGAAGUAUGCAAGAGGCUCUAGCCACCCUGAACAAAAUCAAGAUCAAGUUUUUGAUGGAUGCUGCAGGAGGUCUCCUGUUGAACCAUCGUCUUAUUGCUGCCCUUUGA
Rosa rugosa (rugosa rose) is the source of this 759-nucleotide messenger RNA. RefSeq names its product receptor-like serine/threonine-protein kinase At1g78530. Gene Ontology annotation, molecular function: ATP binding; protein kinase activity. Gene Ontology annotation, biological process: protein phosphorylation. The record is from RefSeq and is a predicted model, not a curated record. The transcript has 2 exons. The coding region runs from base 274 to 759 and encodes 161 amino acids. NCBI's taxonomy places the organism in Eukaryota, Viridiplantae, Streptophyta, Magnoliopsida, Rosales, Rosaceae.